GUCCAUUUGAUCUGAUGGAAUUAAUACGAUCUGGAUACCUCCGGAGUGAGAGCGGACUCCUUCCCGUUGUAUCUUCACUGUGUCACGUGCCAGUGGAAACGAGGAAAAUUCUUGGCACAUAUACUAACCUAUUUAGGUUUAGCAUUGCUGAUGACAUAAUGCUCAGCAUGUGUGGUGCCUGAUUUGUUAGUGCCUGUCUGCCUGACAGCCUGAAGACGCACGUUGACGCGACACCAAGUCGUGCUGCCUACAGCAAGGAGCUUUGUUGGAGCUCUACCAUACCAACACUCACAUCAAACUCUCAUCCACCAUCUACCUUUCCUUCUGCUUCUUCAUUCCUCGUUUAAUCCAUCUCUUCUUUCCCUUACUUAACCUUUCACUGUCGGAAGUAAACCCAGAAGGAUGGAUACCCUCGUCUCCCGAUACAGCCGCCCGGCUUUCGUCGACCGCGAGUACACAGCAGAGGAUCAAGAAGACGCCUAUCAAGCCACUCCUUCCCUUUCACUACAAUUCGCAUUACCUCCGGUUUCACAGGCAUCAUCAUGGCUUCGAGCCAUGACCGAUGACCACUCCAACCCUAGUUGUCCCAUCAAGAUCGCUCACGGUACUACCACGCUUGCGUUUCGAUUUCAAGGAGGCAUAAUAGUUGCGACCGACUCUCGAGCAACGGCCGGGAACUGGAUCGCAAGCCAGACGGUCAAGAAAGUCAUCGAGAUCAACAGCUGCUUGCUCGGAACCAUGGCCGGCGGUGCCGCUGAUUGUCAAUACUGGCUAGCAUAUCUCGGCAUGCAAUGUCGGCUCCAUGAACUCCGACAUAAGCGCCGAAUUACCGUGGCGGCAGCAUCCAAAAUCCUGGCAAACUUGGUAUAUGCCUACAAAGGCAUGGGACUCAGCAUGGGUACGAUGUGCGCUGGGGUCACCCCGCAAGAAGGCCCAGCCCUUUACUACAUCGAUAGCGACGGAACCCGACUCUCUGGCAACCUCUUCUGUGUUGGCUCCGGUCAAACCUUUGCUUACGGUGUCCUCGACGCCGAAUACCGAUACGAUCUGACGGAGCAAGAAGCACUUGAACUUGGAAGCCGAAGCAUUCUCGCCGCCACCCAUCGAGAUGCGUUCUCGGGAGGAUUCAUCAACCUUUAUCAUGUGAAGGAGGAUGGCUGGGUGAAGCAUGGAUUCAACGACACGAAUCCCAUCUUCUGGAAGACGAAAUUGGAGAAGGGCGAGUUCUCGAACGUUACUGCGGAGCUGGAUUAGGAUAGUCAUUCGGAGGUCAUGCAGCACUUUGGGCGUUUCCAUCAGGGUCAGAUCGGGUCAUGGAUAUAUCUUCGCGACGACGACUCUUUUCUCGUCGACUGUAAUUUCUACAUCAAUGUGAUACCAGAUCCUGCGGAGAGCCCUUAGGUAUUACUUGUGAAUGCGUUUAGUGGGCGUCUAGCCUCGUCAUCCACGCAGUGAAGAUCAUGGUUGGGAGUUCACGUCGCCCUCCAGUUCAUCAUAUUCUUCCCUGCGACUUAUAAUGAAGCUCUCUGAGAUAUAUCACCCCAUUGUGUGG
Molecule: messenger RNA, 1552 nt
Organism: Eremomyces bilateralis CBS 781.70
Lineage: Eukaryota; Fungi; Ascomycota; Dothideomycetes; Eremomycetales; Eremomycetaceae
Product: N-terminal nucleophile aminohydrolase
Exons: 4
Coding region: 403-1254 (283 amino acids)
Cellular component (GO): proteasome core complex
Molecular function (GO): threonine-type endopeptidase activity
Source: RefSeq, a predicted model, not a curated record